AUGAAUGUGGAUAUAUGUAAGCAAGCAAGUGAGCUGGCUAACAGUGUCACAUUGAGCAUUGUUCUCACUGUUAUAAUUAACAUGUCAAUUAUAGCAAUUCCUCUUGAAAUAUGGAUAGUGUUUAAAACAACAAAUCGUAUUUUACUGCAUCAAAAUACUCGAAUUUUAAUUAUCACACAUCAGCUAUGGCUUAUUUCCCAUUGUAUCGCAAG
Loa loa (African eye worm) is the source of this 212-nucleotide messenger RNA. RefSeq lists its product as hypothetical. The record is from RefSeq and is a predicted model, not a curated record. The transcript has a single exon. NCBI's taxonomy places the organism in Eukaryota, Metazoa, Nematoda, Chromadorea, Rhabditida, Onchocercidae. The annotation marks the transcript as partial.